Molecule: messenger RNA, 6174 nt
Organism: Camarhynchus parvulus
Lineage: Eukaryota; Metazoa; Chordata; Aves; Passeriformes; Thraupidae
Gene: MBTD1
Product: mbt domain containing 1
Exons: 17
Coding region: 505-2400 (631 amino acids)
Biological process (GO): regulation of DNA-templated transcription
Cellular component (GO): nucleus
Molecular function (GO): zinc ion binding
Source: RefSeq, a predicted model, not a curated record
GUGUGGCCGCUCCGCGCAGCCCGAUCCCGGCGGGGGUGUGUCCGCGCCUGCGCAGCAGUGUGCUCAUGUUGUUGAUGUCCCGGCGGCCGCAGUCGGUCCUGGUCGGUUCCCGGCGCUCGGAGCGGCUGAACUGCCCGGCCCAUCCCCGCCCCGCUGGGCCCGGCCCCGACCGCGGGCACCUGCAGCGCCCGAGUCCUUGGGGCGAGCGCGUAGAGGCAGCAAGCGGCUCCUGCCCAUGAGGGCCUGAUGGAAAACACAAAGGAGCUGAGUCUCCCCUCUUGUGUGAAACCCCCUGGGGAAGAGGCUAUGGACAAAACCAUUGACAAACAGCAGAAACUGGCUUCAGACAAAAUGCUGUCAUACAUAGCAAAUGAAGAGACAGGAAAAAACAUUUCUGUACUUUUCCAGCAGAGAUUUUACUUAUAAUAAGAGUGGAAGGCACAUUUCCAGAUAGAGACAGAACAUAGUUCGCGAGUGGAAAGGAAACACCGAGACUCGUUCGGGAUGUUUGACGGUUAUGAUAGUUGUAGUGAGGACACCAGCAGCAGCUCCAGUUCAGAUGAAAGUGAGGAAGAGGUUGCUCCUUUGCCAUCCAGUCUCCCAAUUAUCAAGAACAAUGGUCAAGUUUAUACUUAUCCAGAUGGCAAAUCUGGCAUGGCUACGUGUGAGAUGUGUGGGAUGGUUGGUGUCCGGGAUGCUUUUUACUCUAAAACCAAGCGCUUCUGCAGUGUGUCGUGCUCCAGAAGCUAUUCCUCCAACUCCAAGAAGGCCAGCAUUCUGGCCAGGCUUCAGGUAGCGGGUAAACCUCCAACAAAGAAGGCUAAAGUUCUACAAAAACAGCCCUUAGUGGCUAAAUUAGCAGCGUAUGCCCAGUACCAAGCAACUUUACAAAACCAGGCAAAGACAAAAACAGCAGCUGUCCCUGUGGAAGGUUUCAGCUGGGGUAACUACAUCAAUAGUAAUAGCUUUACAGCAGCUCCUGUUACCUGCUUUAAACACGCACCGAUGGGGACUUGCUGGGGUGAUAUUGCAGAAGGAGUACGAGUGGAGGUUCCAAACACUGACUGCAGCCUACCUACCAAAGUCUUCUGGAUAGCUGGAAUUGUAAAAUUAGCAGGCUACAAUGCUCUGCUGAGAUAUGAAGGAUUUGAAAAUGAUUCAAGUCUUGACUUCUGGUGCAACAUUUGUGGGUCUGACAUCCACCCAGUUGGUUGGUGUGCAACCAGUGGGAAGCCCUUAGUUCCUCCUCGCAGCAUCCAACACAAAUACACAAACUGGAAAGCUUUUCUAGUGAAACGACUUACUGGUGCCAAAACACUUCCUCCUGACUUUUCUCAGAAGGUGUCUGAGAGUAUGCAGUACCCGUUCAAAACUUCCAUGAGGGUAGAAGUAGUGGACAAGACGCACCUCUGCCGGACAAGGGUGGCAGUGGUGGAUAGUGUUGUUGGGGGCCGCCUGAGAUUGGUGUAUGAAGAGAGUGAGGACAAAACUGAUGACUUCUGGUGCCAUAUGUACAGCCCACUCAUUCAUCAUAUUGGCUGGUCUCGAAGUGUAGGACACAGGUUCAAAAGAUCUGAUAUUACAAAGAAACAAGAUGGACAUUUUGAUGCACCCCCACACUUAUUUAUGAAGGUAAAAGAGGUUGAUGCAGCUGGAGAGUGGUUUAAAGAAGGAAUGAAAUUGGAAGCUAUAGACCCCCUAAACCUUUCAGCAAUAUGUGUGGCAACUAUCAGAAAGGUAUUAGCAGAUGGCUAUCUUAUGAUUGGGAUUGAUGGCUCAGAAGCAGCAGAUGGGUCUGAUUGGUUUUGUUACCAUGCCACUUCCCCUUCUAUUUUCCCUGUUGGUUUCUGUGAAAUUAACAUGAUUGAACUAACUCCACCCAGAGGUUAUGCAAAACUCCCUUUUAAAUGGUUUGACUACCUCAGGGAAACUGACUCAAUAGCUGCACCAGUAAAGCUCUUCAAUAAGGAAGUUCCAAACCAUGGGUUUCAUGUUGGCAUGAAACUGGAGGCAGUAGAUCUGAUGGAGCCUCGCCUGGUGUGUGUGGCCACAGUAACGCGCAUUAUUCACCGGCUUCUGAGGAUACACUUUGAUGGGUGGGAAGAUGAAUAUGAUCAGUGGGUGGAUUGUGAGUCCCCAGAUCUGUAUCCUGUGGGAUGGUGUCAGCUCACUGGAUACCAGCUCCAGCCUCCAGCGCUGCAGUCAUCAAGAGAUAGCCAGUCAAGUUCAUCCAAACAGAAGAAAAAAGCUAAAUCACAACAGUACAAAGGACAUAAGAAAAUGACUUCAUUACAGCUGAAGGAGGAGUUGCUGGAUGGAGAGGAGUACAGCUUCCUGCAGGGAACGUCUGACCAGGAAAGCAACGGCUCCGCCAGCUAUUACAUCAAACAGGAACCCUGAGGCAGCUCCCAGGAGUGAGGGGCACAGCACUGGUGAUAGGAAAAGAACCUUUCACCAAAACUGACUGAUUCUGUUCCCACUUGGAUGGUGCAGUUAAGGUGACUGUGCCUGGGGCGCUUUGCUAAAUGUAGAUGAAUUAGACUCAGUUCAGAAAUUUUUGGAAGGGCGUGGAAACUAUUUUAGUGAAAAAGAUUUUUCAAUUUAUUAAAAACAAAAACAAAGGACACUUUUGUGUUGUAUUUGAAGCUUUUGAAAGAAUUUUGUAAUAUUUUCAAGUUCAGAUUUAUUGUGCAUUGUUGACAAGAACUGAAAUUCUAGUUUUUUUGUAAGAUUAAACUUUAUUUAGCAUGAUUGUGGGAAACAGUUGGAGGAAGAUAUAGUUGCAAAUACAAAUGAACUGUCAUAACAAAUGAACCUUUUUGGUACAAGUUGGGAGACUGUUAGACUCUUGUGAACUGCACUGGUCAUGUCUCUGUUUUUUUAAUUGUGGAAAUAAGGCUUUAAAGCCCGAAUUUAAAGGCAAAAAUUAUAUACGGAAGACAGUCCUGUAAAGCUCUACUCAGUGAGUAGCCCCAAGUGCAACGGAGCCAUCGCCUGAGGAAGAUUUUACAUUUUCAAGGUGUUUUUAUUUAGUUUAAAAUACCCUUUUUUAUAUAAGGUUUUUGGUUUUUUUAACAUUUUUUAGGGGCUGAUUCAGUGCCCAUUAAUAUCAGUAGCCUUGUCUCCACCGACUGCAGUGGGCAUUGGAUUGGAUCUAUAAAGCUCUUGUCUGUAUAUGAAUGUCUGUAGUCUUGGCAUGCUUCAGCAAAUGUUUACAGAGCCCUAUACCAAACUGGAACUUCAGAAAAUUCUGUGAUUGGAAGUUGUAGCUCUGAAUUUUGACUGAAGAAGCAGCCUAGGUGGAGAGUCACUAAGGAUUCCCUUGGUAGUGGGAAGGAACUUGUGAGUAUUCUUGUGAUUUUUUUCCCCCAUUCAGAAAGCCCUAAAUGUUUCUUUACCAUCUUAAAUAUUUAUCUGUGAUCAUUCAGAUGAUGUGCCACAUGGUUUCAGGUGACCUGAAAGGAGCCCUACAUUGUGGAUUAAAAAUUAGUUCAGUCCUGCAUAACCUGCAAUAUUCAUGUCUUGCUGCAAUAGUGUAACACAGGAGUUGAGAACAGUAUCAAAAUCACAUGGUUUUAGUCUAUAGUUCAGCAACUGGAUUUGCCUAUUGCCUGGAAUUCUUGUCUCAUGUCAAGCAUCCCAUUGCACCCCAACUGGUCAACUUCCAGAUUUUUACAAGGCAAAAGUCACAUAAAAGGGUGAAAAUUAUGAGCAUUUAAGCACAAAGUAUUUUUGCAGGAGCUUUUAAUAAUUUGGAUUUUAUCCUUCCAUAUUUUAAACUUUUGUAUAUUUUUGUAAAUGGAGUUGAUGAGUGAGGUGGUUGAUCAGCCCUACAGAGCUGUGACUGGAAGAAUGUGCAUCAAGAGCUUUAGCUUUCACCGGUAAGGUUCAUUAACUAAACUCUCAGGAAUUAUAAGUUCUGUAAGUGCUUCUGGGUCUUCACAGGUCCCCUUCAGAGCAGUACAAUGAUCAUCUGACUCUUGACCAGAAAUUAAGGCUUAAAAAAAAUUGAUCAAAAAUUAUUAACAUCUGUAUCCUACAGCCCAAUAAAUGUUUUAAGGAUAUCAACCCACAGAGCCCCAGGAGAACAUUUUUUUUUUGUAUAUUAUUGUUUGAGCUUAAAAAAAAAAAGUGCAUAGAAAGUUGAAAACCAGCAAUUUGAUUAUUUUCUAACAUACCGCUCCAACUUUGGGUACAUAGUAUUGGUGAUAUACACAGGUUUACCUCAUUCUAUGCAAGGGGGGUUAAUUAUGUAAAGUUUUGUAUUUACUACAGGAAGUAAGGCAUGUGCUGUAUAGUGUAGGAAUGUCUGGAAUUCUUUCCUCCCUUACUGGUAAAAUUUCUUAAAUUACGACCUGUUUUCAACAACAGCUUCUAUUUACAGAAUCGGUCAAUCUGAUUACAAGAAUCUAUAACUUCAGGUGGUAAAGGCAUUUUAGCACUCUAAAAUAGCCAUUAAAAGGACUUUGUUGGACCUGGUAGUCUUAAAAUAGGUUAUCUCAGAUUCUGACCCACCCAUGAUGUUUAUUUUGAACAUCAAAAUAGACAACAGCCUAGAUUGGAGAACUAGGAUUAGAGACCAUUGUAGUGACAGUUUGAGCCUUGCUUGUUUUCCUGUGUUCUCAAUUUAAUCUGCUGUAAAAUCCAGCUCUGCAAGCAUUGAUUUCAUUUGGUAAGUAUAGCACUAUUGAUUUUUUUUUUUUAAUGCAACAACUUGCAGGUUGUCCCAUCAGCUGGAACAAGGUUCUCACAGUCUUGCUUUCUUCUCUCAUCAACAGCUUCUGACUUCAGUAGAAAAACUGUUGCAUUAAUUAGUGUGUCAUAAUGUAGAGAGAGGGUUGGGCUAGUUAAUGAGUGAGGUGCAUUGCCCGGUCACUAAACUGAGUAUUGCCCUGGCUCAUCUCUGAUUUCAGAGUCAGUCUUCAAAUGUCAAGAGGGAAAAUUAGUGCUUAACACACUUCCUGUGUUGGGAGAAUUAUAAGAAUCUGUCCUAAAGUCUGUCAGUCUUUAUAAUAUUCUGUUAUUCAUCAAACACUAAAGUCUGUGAGGUGAUCUGUGUUCUCAGGUACCUGUGUGACUUCAGCAGUUGGUGAAAUGCCUUUUGUGUCUCUGGGUUCAUAAUAUGCCUCAGUUGUGUAAUUGUCAAGUACAGUGAUAUCUGUGCUAAGCAAACCACGGAAGGAGCUGCUGGAAGUCACUUGCUGAGGAGCAGCUCAGGGAAAACCUGAGCAAGGUGCUACCAGGGAUGUGGUCCCCAGAGAACCUGAGGGGUGUCCCUGUGGCAGCUCCCUGGCUUUGCAAAGCAUUCCUGUGGCUCUGGGAUGUUUCUCAUGGCUUUCAAGCUGUGGUACCUGCCAGAGGGAGCAGCAAAUGCUGGACACCUAAAACCUUCAAUGGGGUUGGACUAAUGCUGGCAUUUGGCACAGCAGGUUUUUCUGACCGUGAGGCAGCCCAAGCCCUGUCCCUGACUUGGCUGCUGUCCUUCUUGUUCCAGAUCUCUCUGCUGAUCUUUGAUUAUUACAUUAUUUUCAGUAGAACUCUCUAACCUGUUCCUUGCUGCAUCUGAGGAAAGCUACAGCAGUUGCUGAUUUCUUGUUCUAUGGAUGCUAACACGGGUUUCAGUGUUUGUUUUGGGUUUUUUAUUGUUGUUUUCUGUGAUGUGAAUACCCUCCCUCAAUCUUUGUAUGAUGGUGCUAAUACAUUUGGUAACAAUCCUUUAUUGGGAAGGGAUUUUUAAAAACUGUGAUUUCAGCUGAAUUUUUCUUCCUUUUGAUUUUUUUUCAUAUUUAAAAUGAAAAGCCACAGCCAUUUAUACAAAAAAGUCAACAGCUUUGGCCCCUGGGAAAAUGUUGGGGCAAGAAUCAAGAAUAAACAAAUGGAUUUUUACAUAAUUUCUGUAUGUAUUUGAUAUAUAGAUCAAUAUCUGUACAAAUUUAAUCUUUUAUUUUCUUGGUAAUUUGUGUGGUCAGUGAGGGAGUAUUUAAAGCUUUCUCAUGCAAUGUACAUAACUCAGUGAAAAAAUGCUUUUGGAAAAAUUAAUGUUACUUUCAUUUUUACAAGACUGCCGAUUUUCAGCAUGGAUGUGAAAAGCAUUAAAAUCAUAACUUUGUGUACAAGAUGAAAAUAAUUCACUAAAUUUGCCUUUUUUACACAAAAUAAAACUGAUUAAAAGUC